Gracilinanus agilis (Agile Gracile Mouse Opossum) is the source of this 1749-nucleotide messenger RNA. RefSeq names its product chromosome 2 C14orf39 homolog (gene C2H14orf39). The transcript is spliced from 17 exons. Lineage: Eukaryota; Metazoa; Chordata; Mammalia; Didelphimorphia; Didelphidae. The record is from RefSeq and is a predicted model, not a curated record. Gene Ontology annotation, cellular component: central element. The coding region runs from base 1 to 1749 and encodes 582 amino acids. Gene Ontology annotation, biological process: homologous chromosome pairing at meiosis; meiotic DNA double-strand break processing involved in reciprocal meiotic recombination; oogenesis.
AUGACUGACUUAUUUACCACUUUGGACAAAUUUUUGCUAGAACUGGUUUUUCAGUCUGAGCAAGAUUCAAAUGCCAAAGAAGCUGCAGAGCAACAGAUUGCUUUAUUCUGUACAAAUAUAAAAGAAAAAAAGAGGAAUAUUUUUACUCUACAAGACAAAAUAAACACAAGUGAUGAUGAAAUUGCUCAUUACCAUAAGCAUAACAAAUAUAUGAAGAAAGACUGUAUUAACUGGAUGCCAACAUAUGACGUCCUUCAUAAACAUGAAGAUUAUUUGCAGGAACAAUUUCAGAAUCACCAGGAAACUACUGAAAAAGACAAAAAAAUGUAUCACGAUUAUAUGAGACAGUAUAAUGAUACCUUGAAACAAUACCAGCUACAUUAUUCAGAAUCGCCUUUUGCUCAAGAGUAUUAUAAGAACAAGACAGAAGUAGAAGAAAUAAAAAGCCGAAUAUUAACAUAUUCUGAGCAAUGUAAAAUUAAGGAAACUAUUCUUAUGGAACUUAUAGUGCCCGCUCCCUUUAAAUCACUUCCUGACUGGACAUUACAAAUUGUUCAUUUGAGAUCUAAAACUGAAGAUAUUCUUAAAUAUGCUUCAACUUUGAUUUACAAAUCAUCUAAACUGAAGAAAGAAGCAGAUGAAAUAGAAAGAAAAAUUAAUUAUUUAAAUCAGCAGACUACAAGAAUUUCUGAAACUAAGAACCUUUCAGAUGUCCUAGAAGAUAAAAGUGACAAAAUAGAAAAAAUAAGAGAAUUUAAAGAGAGAAUUUUUGAAGAACAUGGACGAAUUUGUGAAAUAAAUGAAAAUCCUCAAAAUAGUCAACUAUUUCUUCCUUAUAAUUCCCCAAAAUUAGUUAAACCUGUAAGGAAUGAAAGACAUUUCUCAGAACCAAGAGAAACAGAUAAAAAAGAAGAAAGUUCAUUGAGCUAUUCAACACUUGCCAGUAUUGACUUCAGACCAGAGAGAAAAGCAACACCGGAAUUUGAUGAAUCCAUGAUGAAUAAAUAUUCUCAAGUUUCAACUCUUAAAAGUACACAAAACUUGCUACAAUUCAGACUGCUGACUCUUCAGAGGCAAUCAGACUAUAAGCUAAUGUUUGACAAAGGAAGUACAGAUUCUGAGUGUGGAGUAAAAGAAACAGAAAAAAAUUUAAAAGAUUCCACAGAUACUCUACAAGAUGACCACACAGAACACCCAGGAAAAUCAGAGGAGGAUAAUCAUGACAAAACUGAAGGAAGCCCUGAAAAACUUACAAGCACUCCUGAAAUGCCUCACUUUUUAAGAACUCCUGAUUUUUUAAAAACACCUGAACGUGGGGAGAAAUUAGAGUUUUCUAAAAGUCCUUCAUCUGAACUGCUCAGAAAUAUAGGGCUUGAAGGCAAAUCACAAAAGACACCACCUGGAUUUUCUUUUCUUAUGGGCUCUUCUGUAUCACCUGGAUUUAAUUUAUUUGAGUCUUCUGAAUUUGGAAAUGAAAACUUACCAGAUCAGUUUGAUGAAAAUUAUUCUUCAGGAAAUUUAAAUCCUGUUUCCUCACAAAAAGAUAUUGGAGGCUUAUUUGGAAAAUUGGAAGGAGAAGAUACUUUUCCAUUCCCAUUUUCAUCAGAAGCUUCUACUCAACCAUUUGAAGACGGAAAAGAUGAUUUUACUUUUUCAUUUUCAUUUGAACAAGAUCAACAUUCAUCACAGUCUUCCUCUUCAAAAGGUUUUCCAUCUUCACAAAAUACAAAACAGUUCACUUUUUUUUGA